UGCUAAGCGUGUGAAUACUGAACAGUUUCAGUCAUAUGGUAAAAGUGCUCGCGUAAAGUACUUUCAACGGAAAACGACGACGGAAAUCGUGCGGAGCUAAGAAAAUAUUUAAAAGCGUACAUACAUACAUAUAAUAGAAUAUACGUGCGUACAAUAGAAUUUGUGCAGCUUUUCUAAAAGGUUUAAUUUGCGAUUCAACUUUUCCACAAUAUUUCUCCACUCUCCACGAUGUUCUCAAAAUUUACCACGACCAUGGCCGUGCGCUGUAUGAGCGCUCAACAGCAAAAGCUCCAAACAAAAGUCGCACAGAAAGUGACAUCACAACAAAUUUUUGACCGUGAAAACAAAUACGGCGCACACAAUUAUCACCCCCUGCCGGUGGCGUUGACACGUGCUGAGGGUGUUUAUGUUUGGGAUGUGGAGGGCAAACGUUAUUUUGACUUUUUAAGUGCCUAUUCGGCUGUCAAUCAGGGUCAUUGUCAUCCAAAAAUCGUACAGACACUAACGGAGCAGGCGAAAAAACUAGCAUUGACAUCCAGAGCCUUCUACUCAGACAUACUUGGUGAAUAUGAAGAAUACAUAACGAAGCUUUUCAAUUAUGACAAAGUUUUACCAAUGAACACUGGUGUUGAGGGUUGUGAAACCGCUUGUAAAAUUGCACGUGCCUGGGCGUAUAUGAAGAAGAAGGUGCCAGACAAUCAAGCCAAGAUACUCUUCGCCGAGAAUAACUUCUGGGGUCGCACCUUAGCUGCCAUUUCAGCCUCAACUGAUCCAAUGAGUUAUGAGAACUUUGGGCCCUACAUGCCUGGUUUUGAAAUCAUCAAAUACAACAAUACUGAAUCUCUGGAGAAAGCUCUGCAAGAUCCCAAUGUAUGCGCCUUUAUGGUUGAACCAAUUCAAGGUGAAGCCGGUGUUGUCGUACCAGAUGCUGGUUAUCUGCAGAAGGUACGCGAGCUUUGCACCAAAUACAAUGUGCUGUGGAUUGCGGACGAGGUACAAACGGGUUUGGCGCGUACUGGACGCAUGCUGGCUGUCGAUCAUGAAAAUGUCAGACCAGACAUACUCAUUUUGGGUAAAGCGCUGUCGGGUGGUCUCUACCCCGUCUCUGCGGUUUUGGCUAAUGAUCCAAUCAUGGAAUGCAUACAACCCGGCCGUCAUGGCUCCACCUAUGGUGGUAAUCCAUUGGGUUGUAAAGUGGCAAUCAGUGCACUCGAAGUGCUGCAGGAGGAACGUCUAGCAGAGAAUGCGGAGAAAAUGGGAAAUUUAUUGCGUAGCGAACUUAGCAAUCUGCCAAAAGAUGUGGUGAGCAUAGUGCGUGGUAAGGGAUUGCUGAAUGCGAUUGUAAUCAAUAAAAAAUUCGAUGCAUGGAAUAUUUGCUUGAAAUUGCGUGAUAACGGUCUUCUUGCCAAACCUACGCACGGCGACAUCAUACGCUUUGCGCCGCCACUUGUUAUUACCGAGGAGCAAACACGUGAAUGCGCUGAAAUCAUCAAGAAAACUAUACUGAAUUUUUGAAAAAAAAAA
This is a messenger RNA of Ceratitis capitata (Mediterranean fruit fly), 1524 nucleotides long. It is a transcript of the gene Oat, whose product is annotated as ornithine aminotransferase, mitochondrial. The transcript is spliced from 6 exons. Gene Ontology annotation, cellular component: cytoplasm. Gene Ontology annotation, molecular function: identical protein binding; L-ornithine transaminase activity; pyridoxal phosphate binding. Bases 229 to 1515 code for a protein of 428 amino acids. NCBI's taxonomy places the organism in Eukaryota, Metazoa, Arthropoda, Insecta, Diptera, Tephritidae. The record is from RefSeq and is a predicted model, not a curated record.